AUGUACCCAAGUUAUCCUAGUUAUGUCCGGCACACCGAUCUCUCUAUCCGAUUUGCUGUCCCCAACACUGAUGUUGUGAAGAACAUACUUCAGCACUGCGAAGACGACGAUAAUCUCCGCCGCAAAGCAGCGGGUAAUAUUCUUUACCCAAGGAUCCAACGAUUGGCUCGAAUAAUGUCACGACAUCGAAUUCAACUCGAUACAAUAAGUACAAACGAGUUGGGCAUCACCUUGUUCCUACCCCCACCACCAUGCCCACCUCCCAAGACGACGUUUAGAAACCUUUUCCCCAGAUUCAGGCGACAGAAAAUACCCGAUUCCAAACUAGAAACUAUUAACGAAGAGUCGGAAGCAGAAAACGAGGAACUAUAUAGGAAAGCAAGGGUUCAGUUUUCUAGCACCGAAUGGAUUACGCUCUAUGAGUAUCUUCCUGUUGACAAGCGGCAUGCGGUCUAUGUAGCUCCAGGCGAAGGUAAUGAGUCCAUAAGGCUCCACGUAUAA
This is a messenger RNA of Cucurbitaria berberidis CBS 394.84, 501 nucleotides long. RefSeq lists its product as uncharacterized. The coding region runs from base 1 to 501 and encodes 166 amino acids. The record is from RefSeq and is a predicted model, not a curated record. NCBI's taxonomy places the organism in Eukaryota, Fungi, Ascomycota, Dothideomycetes, Pleosporales, Cucurbitariaceae. The transcript has a single exon.